AUGAUGCAUGCAUUGGGUGACCUUUUCAAACCCGAAGAAAAGGAAAUUAAAAUGGAUAGAGAUAAGUGUAGUGGAGCUUGCGUUGCAAUUUGGACAUGGAAAACAAUUGUUAGAUUAAUAUGUUUGAUUGCAGGUGGUGUUCAAGUAUUUAUGGGUGGAUAUAUUUUUUACUCAAUUAGUUUUACAAAAGAUCAUUCAGUUCAAAACUAUUUAUCAUUAUCAGUUGUUGGUUUUUAUGCAUGUUUAACUGGUUUAUUAAUUCUUUUUGCAGAAACAAGAACAAGAUGGACUAGAAGAGCUGUAAAAGUAUUUGUUUUCCUUUGUAAUGGUUUAUCAAGAGGUAUAAUUUAUAUUCUAAUUGGAGCUAUUGAUCAAUCACCAAUACCAUUUAAAUUUUUAAAUAUUAUAACUUCAAUGCAUAUUGGUUUAGUUUGUAUAGCAGGUGGUGUUGUAUCAAUUAUUGAAUUUUUAAUUACAUAUAGAAGAAAUAGAGCAAGAUUGAAUCAAGCAAUUGCAAAUCAUCAACAACAAGCUAAAGGUACUGAAUUGUAUGACCUAUUUGAAAGAGAAGAUUUCAAUAAUCCUGAAGAUGCAGCUGCUUAUGAUUUGGAAAAGGGUAAAGAUCCAAAUUAUAUUCAUCAAGAUUUAGAAAUGCAACCAGUUCAAGAAGCCUAA
Molecule: messenger RNA, 675 nt
Organism: Dictyostelium discoideum AX4
Lineage: Eukaryota; Evosea; Eumycetozoa; Dictyosteliales; Dictyosteliaceae
Exons: 3
Coding region: 1-675 (224 amino acids)
Cellular component (GO): membrane
Source: RefSeq, a predicted model, not a curated record